Messenger RNA from Suillus bovinus, 312 nucleotides. RefSeq lists its product as uncharacterized. Gene Ontology annotation, biological process: glycogen catabolic process. The record is from RefSeq and is a predicted model, not a curated record. Gene Ontology annotation, cellular component: cytoplasm. NCBI's taxonomy places the organism in Eukaryota, Fungi, Basidiomycota, Agaricomycetes, Boletales, Suillaceae. Gene Ontology annotation, molecular function: glycogen phosphorylase activity; pyridoxal phosphate binding. The coding region runs from base 1 to 312 and encodes 103 amino acids. The transcript has 3 exons.
AUGGGUCGUGUGCUCGACAAUGCCCUCCUCAAUUUAGGCCUCAAGCAGCAAUACAGGCUUGGCUUCAACAUGGAAGAUCUCCUAGCCCAGGAGUGUGACGCCGGCCUUGGCAACGGUGGCCUCGGACAUCUUGCAGCACACUACCUUGACUCUUCCGCAACUCAGGAACUUCCUGUGUGGGGUUACAGCCUGCACUACAGGUAUUUGUUCUUGCAGUCUGUAGAACAAAAGUUCCCCAGAGACAAGGAACAGCUUGCACGGGUGUCAUUAAUCGAAGAACAUUCACAUGGCUCACCUGGCAUGCAUCGGUGA